Molecule: messenger RNA, 3157 nt
Organism: Candoia aspera
Lineage: Eukaryota; Metazoa; Chordata; Lepidosauria; Squamata; Candoiidae
Gene: NFE2
Product: nuclear factor, erythroid 2
Exons: 4
Coding region: 255-1523 (422 amino acids)
Biological process (GO): regulation of transcription by RNA polymerase II
Cellular component (GO): nucleus
Molecular function (GO): DNA-binding transcription factor activity, RNA polymerase II-specific; RNA polymerase II cis-regulatory region sequence-specific DNA binding
Source: RefSeq, a predicted model, not a curated record
GGCGAGGCGGGGCUCACACUGUACAGCUCUGGCCACCUGGAGUCUGGGACAGCAGCAGCGAUGGAGGCACCCUGAAGCCCCAUAGCAACUGGGCCCGGAGAGGUGGAAGGCGCUCACACGUGGGGAAAAUUGGGGGUCCUUUCUCCUGCACAUCCUGGAGGGAAGCCUUUUUUUCCCCACCCCCAAGCUGCACACCUGGCUAGACAGCUAGGAAUUUCAGCAGGAACAAACUUGGCACCCUUCUGGCUUCAUGAAUGUCUGACCCAGGCAGCUGCACACUGCAGAUUCACAGGGCUGGUGCAGAGAACUUUGCUGCCACGGCUGAUUUUGGAGGUAUCCUGCUAGAGCAGACCCUGGGCAGAAGCCGACCUGAUAAAAUGUCCCCCUGCCCACCCCAGCAGGGAUGGACUCGGAGUACCUUCCUCCCUUUGUACAACCCCCUGACAGGGGAGGAAGCUUGCUCACAAGGGGAAAUGGAGCUAACCUGGCAAGAGAUUCUCUCAAUCUCAGAAUUGCAGGGUCUUGAUAUGCCAACUGAGAAUUGCUAUGAUCCAGCUUUAUGUGGUCAUUCCCAACAGAUGGUACCACCUCCUGGCUAUGGGCCAUGUGCAGCGAUGGGAGAUAGUUCUGUUUCCCAUUACAAUCACCCUACGCCAGCAUAUGAGCAUUCCUACCCAGAAACUCUGCCUGCUUCUUGUACACUUUACAGCUACACCGGCAUGCUGAUCUCUUCCUCCCUUGAGCCUCCAGGACCUGCUAUGCUGGGCGGAUAUAAAGGGGUACCAGGGAUGAUGCUGGGGAGAGAGCUAACUAGUGGCUAUGGACCACAAGGAACUUGCAAGCUCCAAGAAGAUCUGGAAUCAGACUCCGGAUUAUCUCUUAACUACAGUGAUGCAGAGUCACUGGAAGCUGAGGGACUGGAGCGGGCAGAAUAUCCAUCCUUGUAUCCCUUGGACCAUACUCCAGCAUACCCUCUAUUGGCCCCUGUCCCAGAGAUGCCCUUCCCAGAUCACCACCCAGAACAUUCGUUGGAAAAAGGGCGGAGCCCACGGGGAGAAUUAGCAGGUAGCAGGGAUGAACGUCGGGCCCUAGCCAUGAAAAUCCCCUUCCCUGUUGAAAAAAUCAUCAACCUGCCGGUGGAUGACUUCAAUGAGCUGCUGUCACGCUUCCCGCUGAGUGAGCCUCAGCUGGCACUAAUCCGGGACAUCCGCCGCCGUGGCAAGAAUAAAGUAGCAGCUCAAAAUUGUCGCAAGCGCAAACUAGAGACACUGGUGCACCUGGAGCAGGAGCUGGAUGAACUGAGCCGUGAGCGACAGCGCUUGUUACAGGACCGUGGAGAGUUUAACAGGAGUCUGACAGUGACCAAGCAGAAGCUGGGAGCCCUCUACCACCAAGUCUUUUGCAUGUUGCGGGAUGAAGCUGGCAAUGCCUACUCCCCUGAGGAGUAUGUGCUGCAGCUCACUGUUGAUGGCGGUGUCUUCCUUGUUCCACGCAACAAGCAGCCAGAAAGUGCCAAUGGCUGAACUGAACAUGCUGUGGUGGAAACUGGGGGUGGUGGUGGAAUGGAGCCUGUUGACCCCCACAAAAGCAACUUUUGGGGCUUGAGACUGUUAAAGAGUUCACAUUUGAAACAGCAGGCAGUAUAGCCACCUGAAUAUCACUAUUCAUUCAAAAUGGGCUGUCUUUGAACUUAACCGCAUUCAAAUUACACAGAACUAUUUUUCAUUUUACUAGGAGGAAAACAGGGUUUGAUGAAUACAGUACCUAGAGGUACUCUCAAAGGAUUCCUAGUCCAAGCUUACACCUUCUAAAACUUAGUCCCAUCAGACCUAGCCAGUGUGGCCAAUUGUGAUGAAUGAUAAUCCCAACAGUUAUUUGGAGGACUGCUUAUUUGUAAUCUUCGACCCUUUGCUUACUUAGUUAUCGUUACAGCCAGUUGGCUUCAUCCUUGUAUAUAGUAUAUAAGGCACUUCCUAAUGAAAUGGAAUAUGCUCACAUUAUGGCUUUAAAACAUUUCCCAACCCACUGGACUACAAUGUCCACUAUCCAGAGCAAGCAUGAAGAAGCCUACUAUAAAUUAGCUAUACGUCCCUUUCUACACAGUUCCAGAAUGUUGAAUUAAAAAAUAAUUUAAAAAAUGAAAAUAGAACUCUGCUAGUUAAGGCUAUAUUGCACUGGAAAAGAAUGCUGCUUGUAUUCCAAAGUAUAGGAUCUGAGCGAGUUUCCCAUUUUCUUCAAUCUUUUGUCAUAUAUUUUCAAGCCUGUGCUGUUCCUUUUCACAGCACUUGUGAGGGCCAUUUCCAUUGUACACCAGCCAAAAAAGAAUUGGUGGCUAAGGGUUUAAAAGAUUUAUUAUUUUUAAAGGCUACAGAAAAGGCAGAUGGAAUCUGCGUAGUUCUAGGACAUUACUACAUUAUCCCAGCAAUUAGAAUAAAUGAUGCAAUCUUAGAAAUGAAGCCAAACACACACAUAAUUUCCAACACAUAUUAGUAAUCUCCAACUUCCAAGAUUAUCAAAUUGCCUUAUAUCAGGAGUCUAGUAGCAUCUUUUCAAACUAACAAAUUUUAUAAAAAGGCACAAGCUUUCAUGAGCUACAGCUUACAAAACUACAAGCUUUUUUAAAUGUUAGCCUGAAAAAGUGCUAUCAGUCUCAUUUUUGGCUAUCAUAGAUCAAUGUGGUUUGUUUCCUUCAAGUUGCCUCAGUACAUAAUAUUGGCAUUUAUUGUGAGCAGAGUGCAAUGUGAAACUUGCUGCGGAAGUUGUCCUAAUGUUCAUCCCACAAAACCCUUGUUUUUAAUUCACAUUCUGACUCCUCAGUGUUAUAAACAUGGAUGCCAAAAUAAUCAGUAAGAUGUCUCAGAAUGAUUUCAACCAAACCUAUACAUAUAGCUAGUCCCCUAGGUCUAGUUUAUAGCUUCAUAAACACAGUAGGAUCCCUGCUGCAUUUAGUAUUCUCUUCGGAUGCAGCUAAUGAUCUGAAGAGUUGUGUGUGUCCAUUGUCACAAACAGAUCACUUUCUAGUCAGCUUUACAAAUAGCUGGUUAAAAUGUGACCAGGCAUCUGAUGGAUCCCAGUAACUACGAAUUUGUACUUGCAAAGCUUUUUAUUGUCUGCUGAUGAAACUGUUUAUCAUGGCUGUUCUGUGGACAAAAAAGAC